UAUUAAUUUCGCGCAAUCCGGGAGGAUUCGCCACGAAACUAACAAAACAAAACCAAAAAAAAAGAAAAAAGAAGAGCAAAACUCACAGCCGCCAGAUUCAUCAAUCCCUCGUUCAUCCUCCUCCGGCCGCCCGAUUCACCGAAAUCGAUCGUGGUUCGGAGCCAAGCGUGGACUGGGUGUGGAUGGUUCUGCUUGCAAUUUGUUGGUGAUUGAGCUGUAGAACUCUGAGCAAUCAAGGAUUUACCUUUUGGAUGUCGGAUAUGGAUUUGGUAUCCAGUUCCAAGGACAAAUUGAUGUAUUUCAGAAUAAAGGAGCUCAAGGAUGUACUCUCUCAACUAGGCCUUCCGAAGCAGGGAAAGAAGCAGGACCUUGUAGAUCGAAUAGUAGCCAUUCUUUCUGAUGAACAAGUUCCUGGUAUGUGGGCAAAGAAAUACGCCGUUGGGAAGGAAGAUUUAGCAAAACUAGUAGAUGACACUUACAGAAAAAUGCAGGUUUCUGGGGCUACUGAAUUAGCAUCUAAAGGACCGGGUGUGUCAGGCAGCUGUAAUACAGGUGUCAAGGUUGAAAUUGACGAUUCUCAUGAAGUUGAUAAGAUCCGUUGUCCUUGUGGAAGUUCAUUGCAAACUGAUUCAAUGAUCAAGUGCGAGGAUCAGAAGUGCCAUGUGUGGCAGCAUGUUGGUUGUGUUAUUAUUCCUGAGAAACCUACAGAUGGUGUUCUACCAGCUCCUCCUGAGAUUUUCUUUUGUGAAAUCUGUAGACUCCGUCGGGCAGAUCCCUUUUGGACAACGGUGACUCAUCCUUUGUAUCCUGUUAAAUUAACCACCACAAAUGUUCCAACGGAUGGUACAAACCCAGUGCAAAGCGUUGAGAAAACAUUCCAACUUUCAAGAGUGGACAAGGAAUUGUUGGCGAAACAAGAGUAUGAUGUUCAGGCGUGGUGUAUGCUUCUCAACGACAAGGUUUCAUUUAGGAUGCAGUGGCCGCAGUUUGCAGACCUACAGGUCAAUGGUAUUCCAGUGCGGGCAAUUAAUAGACCUGGCUCGCAAAUGCUGGGGGCUAAUGGUCGUGAUGAUGGCCCUGUUAUAACACCAUGCACCAGCGAAGGAAUUAACAAAAUUUCCUUAACAGGAUGUGAUUCUCGAGUGUUUUGUUUGGGCGUGAGACUUGUAAAGCGGCGUACCGUCCAGCAGAUUCUCAACUUGAUUCCCAAGGAGUCAGAUGGUGAGGUCUUUGAAGAUGCUCUUGCUCGUGUUCGCCGUUGUGUUGGUGGUGGAACUCCAACUGAAAAUGCAGAUAGUGACAGUGAUCUAGAAAUUGUUGCCGAUUCUAUUCCUGUCAAAUUACGUUGUCCUAUGAGUGGCUUGAGAAUGAAGGUUGCUGGAAGAUUCAAGCCUUGUCUUCACAUGGGCUGUUUUGAUCUUGAAGUUUUUGUUGAAAUGAACCAACGGUCUAGGAAGUGGCAAUGCCCUGUCUGCCUCAAGAAUUACGCUCUGGAGAAUAUCAUCAUCGACCCAUAUUUCAAUCGCAUCACUUCUAAGAUGCGGCAUUGUGAGGAAGAUGUAACAGAGAUUGAGGUGAAGCCUGAUGGAUCUUGGCGUGCAAAGGCAGACAGCGAUCGAAGGGAUUUAGGAGAUAUUGGGCAGUGGCACCUCCCUGAUGGUACUCUUUAUGUCCCCGACGAUGUAGAAGCUUCACGUAAAUCUGAAGCUCUUAAGCAAAUCAAACAAGAAGGUGUCUCUGAAGGUCAUUAUUCCCCUUUAAAAAUUGGGAUCAAGAAGAACCAGAAAGGUUUAUGGGAAGUAAGUAAACAUGAAGACAUUCAUGCAGUUUCUUCUGGUAAUGGGCGAGAAAAAUGUCAAAACCAUGGUCAGAAUGUAGUCCCAAUGAGCAGUAGUGCAACUGGAAGCGAAGAUCUUAGUGUCAAUCAGGAUGGUGGUGUAAAUUUUGAUUUUCCUGCCAAUAAUGGGAUUGAACUUGACCAUGCAUGUGGAUUUACCAGCCAUAAUUCUGCAUUGUUAGGUGAUGCAGAAGUCAUUGUUCUCAGUGAUUCAGAAGAAGAGAAUGAUAACAUGAUUUCUUCUGGAACUUUAUACAAGAACAAUCAAACUGAUGCUGGUGGUUCCACCUUUUCAGUUCCCCCGCAUGGAAUUGCUGAUUCGUAUCCUGAAUAUCCUUCUACUGUUGUUAGUUCAUGCCUGGAUCUGUUCAAUGCUAACGACGAUGAAUUUGGGAUGUCCAUGUGGUCUUUACCUCCUGAUAGUCAGGCGGGCCCCGGUUUCCAGUUAUUUGGUUCAGAUGCAGAUGUGUCAGAUGCCUUGGUUGAUUUGCAGCAUAGUUCUAUUAACUGUCCGACAUCGAUGAAUGGCUAUGCAGGGACUGCUAUGAGAUCUGCUGCUUUUGUCCCAGAGUCUUCUAGUGGUCAUUCCAAUGCUGACGUAAAUGAUUGUUUGGUUGAUAAUCCUUUGGCGUUUGGUGAUGAUCCCUCUCUUCAGAUAUUUCUUCCUACAAGGCCUUCCGAUGCAUCUAUGCAGCCUAAUUUGAGGGAUCAACCUGACGUGUCAAACUGCACCCGCACUGAUGAUUGGAUAUCUCUGAGACUUGGGGGUGGUGCAAUUAGUGGUCAUGGUGAAGCUGAGGCUGCAAAUGGACUAAAUUCUCAGUGCGUGCAAGCCAAGGAAGGGGCAAAGAAUCCAAUGGCAGAAACUGCUUCUUUGCUUCUUGGUACGAAUGACAACAGAUCUGGUAAGAGAAGUAGGGAAAUAUAUGAUAGCGUCCCUUUCUCGUUUCCUCGCCAAAAACGCUCUGUAAGACCGCGUAUCCUUUCUAUUGACUCAGACACCGACUAGAAUAGUUGGCCCUUUCCAACCAGAGCUACUGGUGCUAUAACAGACAAAACCUGUUUGGAAACCUACUGGAACUCUACUGGCUUGAAGAAUUCAAUUAUUGGCAUGAUUUGGCGAUCUGUCCCAUCUUACUUCAAAGUGGAUUUGUAUUUUUGAAUCAAAGAAACAUUGAGAAACAUUUUGCCCCCUUAAGUUGUAGCCACAGCACAUAGAUAGGAAAAUAUAUUGCAAGAAAGUGAAGUGUGCCAGCAUUGCAGAAACAUUUUUCUACUGGUGAGCUGUAAAUUCUGUUUUAUUUCUCGGGUUUUAGCACCUUUUUCCACUCCGUUUUUAAUCCUAAAUUCUUCAUCUCAUGACAGGGCUGGUAUAAAGUUAUUUUCUCGCAAUCUUUCUCGUCAGACUCACAGGUAGGAAGGAUCCUUGCUGGAUACUGUAGAAUAGAAAUUUUAGUGCAAAGAUUGGGAAACUCGUCUAUAGGUGUACUUCCUUUUGAAUGGAAUGGGAGGGUUCCCCAAAAGCAGAACAGACUUACCCUUUUUGUCUCUGAUUUUGAAGAGAAAUCAGCCUGUAAUUGUUUUCACUCCUACUGGACUGAGUAAUUUAUAGAAAUGCAGGAGGACUUGCAUGAA
Messenger RNA from Rhododendron vialii, 3472 nucleotides. RefSeq names its product E3 SUMO-protein ligase SIZ1-like. The transcript is spliced from 17 exons. Gene Ontology annotation, molecular function: SUMO ligase activity; zinc ion binding. The coding region runs from base 252 to 2846 and encodes 864 amino acids. Lineage: Eukaryota; Viridiplantae; Streptophyta; Magnoliopsida; Ericales; Ericaceae. The record is from RefSeq and is a predicted model, not a curated record. Gene Ontology annotation, biological process: protein sumoylation.